Messenger RNA from Menidia menidia (Atlantic silverside), 315 nucleotides. Lineage: Eukaryota; Metazoa; Chordata; Actinopteri; Atheriniformes; Atherinopsidae. The record is from the annotation of a GenBank genome assembly.
CUGUCAUUCAUUCAUUCAUCCAUCCAUCCAUCCAUCCAUCCAUCCAUCCAUCUAUCCAUCCAUCCAUCCAUCCAUCCAUUCAUCGAUCUAUCUAUCCAUCCAUCCAUCCAUCCAUCAUCCUGCUUUUUUAAAAGAGAACAAAAAUCUCAGUUUAUAAGGUUUAUCAUCCACCUGUCAUUCAUCCAUCCAUCCAUCCAUCCAUCCAUCCAUCCAUCCAUCCAUCCAUCCAUCCAUCCAUCCACCCAUCCAUCCACCCGCCCACCCACCCACUUAUCCGUCCAUCUAUCAUCCUGCUUUUUCAAAGCAGAACAAUAA